Messenger RNA from Neohortaea acidophila, 1272 nucleotides. RefSeq lists its product as uncharacterized. The transcript is spliced from 2 exons. The record is from RefSeq and is a predicted model, not a curated record. Lineage: Eukaryota; Fungi; Ascomycota; Dothideomycetes; Mycosphaerellales; Teratosphaeriaceae. The coding region runs from base 304 to 1212 and encodes 302 amino acids.
UUUGAAUGGAGCGUAUCGAACUGCCGGAUGAACCAGGAGAGGGGCUAGUUCCGAGGAAUCACUGGAUGAGAAUGAGCCACGACCAUGUUGAUCGCGUACGAUUGAGCAGGAGAGGCGACCAGACCAACCCACACUGCAUGCAGGGACCCGGACACCGUGCAUGCAUGGCAAUAUCCACUUGCAUCCGGACGAACCGUUGGCCUGGGUUGUGAAUGAUCGCAGUAGAGCCUGCCCGGAUCGAAAGCACUGUCACAUUGGUGAUAAGCUUCUUGUGAUGGUCGCGGCAGCGCGCAGAGGCAAAGCAUGGUGAGCUCGAGGGCAUAUAAGUUGCACGCCCCUGCCUUGUGCUUCCUUUCCUUCUCCACGAACCACCACGCACCAGCAUCUCUUACAGCUUCUCUUUAUCCACACGUGCACCAUCUUAUCUUACAAGCCGUCAAUCCCCACGCCAGCAACAUGUGCCACUACGACUGCAUCGUCUUCGAAUGCGGAGAUUGGAAGUGGGGCCCCUUCCGCAAGCACUGCCACAAGGAAUACCGCAUGGGCGAGACGUGCGGGAUGAAGCUGCUAGAGAACAACAUCAUGCAGCCAGGCAAGUGCACUAUCUGCCAAGCCAUCGAGCGGAAGGAGCGUCGAUACGAGAAGGCGGUGUCGGAUUACAAGCGCUUCUCUACCCAAUCCAACCGCACGGCUUCGGCGGCGAAGGCGAAGGCGGAGGCCGAGGAGAUUUGGGCCGAGAUGGAGAAGCUGAAGGCCGAUCGUGCGGCUCGCUACAUGAAUGUCGGCAGCAAUCGUCGGGCGAAUCCUGCGCCUGGGAGUUCUCGUGGUCGUGGUGCUGGGGGGUCGGUGGCGUCGUCCUCAUCGAGUGGAAGAGGUGGGUAUGGAGCGGGGGAGAGAGAACCACUGAGUGGCCCGUCGCAGGGUUAUGCGGUGAGCGGAGCGCCGCAGGGGUAUACCGUCAGUGUAGCUCCUGGAUACUCGGUCGGUGGAGCGACGCCGGGAUAUCCAGUGAGCGGAGCGCCAGGAUAUCCAGGAAGUGGUGCAACGUCUGGGUAUCCGGUCAGUGGGCAGAGUCAAGGAUAUGGAGCAGUUCCGGAGUACAUGUACCCUGGAGAGGAUCCAAGUUCGGGGAGCGCAGCUGGGGGAAGUUACUCCUUCAACGACGGAACAGGGGGAAGCUAUUACGGGACGAAUCACCAACAAGGGCGUUAAGGCAGGAAGGCGCAGACCAACACACAGCGCUUGGAAGGCGGCAUGAAACCAUCCCCUCGU